AUGUUCAGCUUCUUGGGGAACAAGUCUGGCCCUUCUGAGGUAGCCAAGAGCGUACCACGUGCUCUCCUAUCGUCAGAGGCGGGCCAUCUUCUCACAGAGAUGGAUUCUUACAACCCACCGAUUCUUACAACCCACCGCUCUCGAUUUUCACAACCGGGAGACUUUGUCCGUUAUGAGGUCGCAGGGUUUCCAUUCUUUCUAUGCCUUGACCGCCAAGGAGUUCUGAAUGGUUUCCAUAAUAUAUGCCGUCAUGGAGCGUUCCCCGUCGUGACAAAGUCAGAGGGCACUGCCAGUGUUUUAUCUUGCAAAUAUCAUGGCUGGUCGUAUGGUUUGUCUGGGAAACUUGCCAAGGCGCCCUGUUUUGAGACAAUGCCAGACUUCGACAAGGAAGGCAACUCACUAUUCAAGAUUCACGUUCAUGUUGACUCUCGCGGGUUUGUCUGGGUGAAUCUUGAUGCUGAGGAUAAACCAUCCGUCCCUUGGGCCCAAGAUUUCGAUGGAACAGACAGACAGCCAAGGCUGGAUAUAUUCAAUAUGGACGAUUUCAAAUUCGAUCACGCAUGGGACAUGAAGGGCGACUACAACUGGAAGACGCUGAUAGACAAUUAUAACGAGUGCUACUACUGCAGUGUCGUGUAUCCUGGUAUUGCGGUAAUGACUGACCUUAAGAUAUAUAAUGUCGAGAUGUAUGAAGUAUACUGUUAUAAGGAUGCUACAGAUGAGGAGUUUGAGGAUGUAGAUAAGUUUUUUAAACAGGUAGAGUCUGAGGAUAAGGUACUCUGUAAUGUGGUGCAAAAGAACCUCAACAGUGGGAUGUAUAUUACCGGCGAUCUGUAUUCUUUUAAUGAGAAGGGUGUGUUGUAUUUCCAGCAGUAUCUGAAGAAAAUACUUAUUGCCUAUCAUGAAAAAGAGGAGCGGGAAGGUGUUAUUCGCAAUGGGUUGGAUGAAGAGGUUAAUUUUUGUGAGGGACUUUCUUGUGGCGUAGAUGGGAAGAAGAUUGAAUGGUAG
This is a messenger RNA of Clonostachys rhizophaga, 1008 nucleotides long. NCBI's taxonomy places the organism in Eukaryota, Fungi, Ascomycota, Sordariomycetes, Hypocreales, Bionectriaceae. The record is from the annotation of a GenBank genome assembly.